Molecule: messenger RNA, 2037 nt
Organism: Menidia menidia (Atlantic silverside)
Lineage: Eukaryota; Metazoa; Chordata; Actinopteri; Atheriniformes; Atherinopsidae
Source: the annotation of a GenBank genome assembly
AUGGAAGGGUCUGACAGUGUAGAGCAGGGUGGCAAUGACCAGCCGGAGUCACAACGCAGAAGGCAGCUUGAUCGGCUGGACAGAGAGGAGGCCUUCUACCAGUUUGUCAACAAUCUCAGUGAUGACGACUAUCGUCUUAUGAGGGACAAUAAUCUUUUGGGCAAUCCAGGAGAAGUGACGGAGGAUGAGCUGUUUAGUAGACUUCAGCAAAUCAAAGAUGGCCCUGUGCAGCAGAACACCAACCCAACUACUGAGAGUAGUGAAGAUCCCGUUGAACAACCAGAGCCCUCUGAGGAUCCUGCUGGUGGGGAUAGCCUCUUGGACUGGCUCAACACAGUUCGGCGCACUGGCAACACAACCAGAACUGGUCAUCGUGGAAACCAGUCAUGGAGGGCUGUAAGUCAGACCAACCCGAAUAGUGGUGAUUUUCGCUUCAGCCUGGAAAUUAGUGUGAACCGCAACCUGGCUGAACAGCAGGCAGCUGCCGAACGGGAGCAGGAGCAAGAGCGGGAGCAAGAACAAGGGCGGGAGCCAGAGCCAGAGCCGGAGCCGGAGCCAGUGCCGGAGCCGGAACAAGGGCGGGAGCAAGAGCAGGAGCCGGAGGCCCCUGGACAAGCACCCGAGGUCCAAGAGGUACUGACAAAUCCUGAACCGCAGGUUCCAAUGGAGACCGAGGUGGUGGAAGAACCAGUUGUGGAGGAGUUGGCUGUUAUUGUCGAGCCAGAGCCUGAGCCUGAGCCUCAGCAGGUUGUUUCACCAGAGGUGGUAGAGGGGCCUCCCAGCCCACCUGUGGUGCUGCCAGCACAACCCCCGCCGUGUCCGUCCCCACGUAGAGGACAAAGGAGGGCCCGCAGCCGUAGUCCUGAACCCCGCAGGACUAGAGCACGAAUAGCCAGGAGCCGCUCCCCUCUCAACCUGGAUCAGCUCGACGGGUUACCCACCCCACGACAUGCUUACCCCUCUCAAAGCCCCAGCUCUUCCUUUAAUGUCCCCCCCGUGCCUCUGGUGGAGGGCAGCUCCCGGACUCGACAGCACGUUCUUUCCAGACAAAGCACAGCUGAGAGUGAUGCUCAGCCACCCAGGGCUGGUGUAGAACCAGUCCCAGAGGCCCAGAAUGUCGGCUCUCAGGAAGGAGAGACUGCGGGCGUUGAAGGGGGCGCAGCAGGGCGCCGCCCCCCGACAAUAAUGCUCGAUCUUCAGGUGCGUCGCGUGCGCCCAGGCGAAUACCGGCAGAGAGACAGCAUCGCCAGCCGCACCCGCUCACGCUCCCAGAACUCAAACAACACAUUUCUUUACGAGAGCGAGCGCGGCGGUUUUCGCAGGACGUUCUCGCGCUCGGAGCGUGCAGGUGUGCGGACCUACGUCAGCACGAUCCGAAUCCCCAUCCGCCGAAUCUCCGACGCCGGCCUGGGAGAGGCCACCUCAAUGGCUCUCCAGUCUAUGAUAAGGCAGAUCAUGACGGGCUUUGGGGAGCUGGGCUACCUCAUGGAUUCAGACUCGGAUUCUUCAGAUUCCAACCGCGGAGCAAGCACGCCCGCAGACUUGGAAACCCUUAACAAUCCGGAGGUUAAUCAUUCUGACGCUCCUGCCGCCGAGGCGGAGGAGCAGCCGGUUGCUGCUGAGGGCCGGGGCAGGACAGUUGAGAGCGAGGCGGAUGAGGGCCUGGCCACCGGCCCGCAGGUCCUGGGCGGCAGGGCUCGCCCGCGGCCACCCAUCAACCUGGAGGAGCCCAGCUCGCUGCCCUUCCUGCGCCUCGCCCACUUCUUCCUCCUCAACGACGACGACGACGACCAGCCUCAGGGACUGACCAAAGAGCAGAUCGACAACCUCUCCAUGCGCAACUUUGGGGAGAGUGAUGCCUUGAAGACCUGCAGCGUCUGCAUAACGGAGUACGCAGAGGGGAACAAGCUGCGGAAGCUGCCCUGCUCUCACGAGUACCACGUGCACUGCAUAGACCGCUGGCUGUCGGAGAACUCCACCUGCCCCAUCUGCCGCAGGGCUGUCCUCGUAUCGGCCAACCGAGAGAGUGUGGUGUAA